This is a messenger RNA of Pseudonaja textilis, 1984 nucleotides long. It is a transcript of the gene ZAR1L, whose product is annotated as zygote arrest 1 like. Gene Ontology annotation, cellular component: cytoplasm. Gene Ontology annotation, biological process: translation. The record is from RefSeq and is a predicted model, not a curated record. Lineage: Eukaryota; Metazoa; Chordata; Lepidosauria; Squamata; Elapidae.
GAGAGGUUAGUGCUGAACAAUCUAGCCAGGUUGCUUUCUGACAAAUGGGGAGUUAGUUGUAUUCAGACAAACAGAGGCCCUUUAGUUUUACUGAGUCAAAUUGCCUGGAUUUACAGAGCAUUUUAAAUAAUCUAACUUUGCUGUUUGGAUUUCCACAGCACCCGAAAUAACAUUUUGACCAAGAGACCCAGUGCUGUUUGGAUAACUAGGUUUGUAAAGAACGGGGUGUUAUAUUGCAAUUGGGCCAAUAUUAUAGGUUUAUUGGAUUGCAAUCUCCAAGAUUCAGUUGAUAUCUAUGUACUACCUUGGAGUAAAUGUUUCCGCUCCCUGAUAUUUCGGUAGGACUUAAUUUUGGGUAAAGUAUCCCUUUAUCUUCAAAGCAUCUGCUGAAUCUUGUUGUAGUUUCACUGUUUCGGUUACAACCCAACUCAACCCAAAACCUGUCCGAUUCAUCAUCAAUGGGUCUUGGUUGCAAACAUUUAGUGGAAGCGCUUUGGAGAGGGAACGCACAUUGUUGUGAGUUCAAACCUGUUAACUCCGGUGCGUAAAUUCCCAGCGUACUUUACGAGCGCAACUGUUCCUGAAUUAAGAGGGUUUAUUGGUUUUCGCCACUAGUUAAUGAGCACUAAUUGCUCCUGGGGGGCGAUAAAAGCGAGGGAGGGAGGAAGCCUCCCCCUUAAACCAGGCUCCCUGUCCCGGCAUGGAGCGCUUCGUUUAUCCGUCUUACAGCGUUUAUCAAAGUUAUGGAAGCAGCUUUACCCCCAGCCACAACGUGGCCUCGAGGCUACCGCCCAAUCAGAAGCAGCCGAGCUGGAAGCAAAGCAAGUGCAGCGGCAUCUCUAACCCCUACCGCGGGCUGCUCACGGCCCCUUCCGCGACUCCUCCGGUGUCUUCGCCGGAUUAUUUGGAUACUUAUAAGCGAGCGCAGCUAAAGGCGCUGCUCUCGCACGUCAGCCCGGGCCUCACCCCGCGGCUCCGUAAAGCCAACACCAAAGAAGUGGGUGUUCAGGUGAACCCGCAGGCGGACGCCGCGGUGCAAUGCUCGCUCGGAUCUCGGCCGCUCCAGGCCGUCCGGCCUCAAAGCCCCCCGGGCCGGCUGAGCCUGGAGCAGCCGCCGCUCCCAGGCUUCUACUCGCCCGUGCUUGGUCGCCGCCUCUUCAUCUUUCCCGAAGCGGCGGGGAAACCGAAGGCGCCGCCUGAAGGGCCGGCUUCGCUUCCGUUCAGCCAGAUGUCCGAGGAAAAAGGAACGUCCGUAGAGAAGGGGGACGGCGAGGCCGAAGAGGAGGCGGGAGCUGAGGACGGGCUGGCGGGGCACGCCGUCGGAUACUCUGCCCAGCAGCAGGUCGGGAAAGGAGGCGAGGCUGAGGAAGGCGGGAGUCGCUUCUCCGAAGAGGAUAAAAGAACUACCUUCCAGUUCUUGGAACAGAAAUAUGGCUAUUUCCAUUGCAAUGACUGUAAGACCAGAUGGGAAAGUGCUUAUGUGUGGUGCAUUUCUGGAACCAAUAAGGUAUACUUUAAGCAGCUUUGUCGCAAGUGCCAAAAGAGCUUUAAUCCCUAUAAAGUAGAAGCAAUUCAGUGCCAUAUCUGUUCAAAGACUCGUUGCUCCUGUCCCCAGAAAAAAAGGCACAUUGACCUCAAGAGACCCCACCGGCAAGAGCUAUGUGGCCGCUGUAAAGGCAAAAGAUUAUCUUGCGACAACACCUACAGCUUCAAAUACAUUGUUUGAUCUGUGCAGUUUGUGUGCUGAGGUUGCAUUUAGCUAUGCACUUUGUUUCAUAAUGUAGAUUUGACUUUAGGAUUCUGACCUGGCAAUGGAUAAUGGACUAAAGAUGUUUGCAAUGCUAAGAUAUAUUUGUAAUUUAUCACUGUACUGCCUAAUUAAUAAAACUUAAAUUCCAAUUAAAUUGUAUUUCCCUUGAUGAGCAUUAAAAAGAGAUGGGAGAGCUGAUACACUUAACUAGAAAAAGGUGGAAAACUUAGAGGG